UCUUGGCUAAACAUUUUAAUUUUCGACCGGCCUUGCAAUGUUUGGCCAUAUAUGAUCGUCUUUGUUUCCAAUGUGACAAAAUUAACACGCCUAAAACAUCCUUUUCUGUCACCCUUUACCUUAAAAACAUCAUAUAUAAUAUAGUUAUAAUUGUAGUCUUAUCUACAGCCAGAACAUAAUCCUACAAUCCUAUAUUAUAACUCAUAGCUAUAGCCUAAUCAAAUGUACAUGUCCUUAAACUUAGAAUUCUAAUGGAUGAGAAGCCAAUGCUUGCUCUUGAAACUUUGUACCUAGGAAUCCCAGAUGAAUCUGUUAACCUCACUUUUCAAGACCUUGCUGAUGUGAACACAUCAGAAAAUAGAAAACAAGCAACCACUAAUCAACCUGUUUCCGAAGUUUCUAAUAAUGUUCCAAUAAGGACAAAUUUGUCACCUUCAUCCUCUCUAGCUAAAAUACCUAGUCUUGAUUUUAGCAAAGGCUUGCAAGCUUCCAAUCAACACAACCAUCAUCAUCAUGACAUUGGCCAAGGCAACUCGCCGUGGGGUCAAUUUGGCCACCGAAUCGAGGAGAAUCGUGAGCAUGUGCAUGUACAUGUACAUGUUCAUGACCCUCCUCAAUUUAGCCAUGCAAAUGGGAGUACAAAAAGUCCUCGGUCAAGGACCGGUGGAGAUGAUCAUUCAGCGUAUAGUUUGAGCUAUGAUGAUGUGAGUACGGCAUCUGGAAGAGGUGGUGGUGGUGGUAGUGGUGGACGACGGAGACCUGGGAUUCCUCACUCUAAGAUUUGUACCAUUUGUAGUACCUAUGUUUAUAUCUUCCGCACUAGAUGUUUGGUAUGCGGCAGAGUUUAUUGUAGCAGAUGUGUGAAAAUAGGAAUGGGAGAAAUGGUAGAAGGAAGAAAGUGUAUAGAAUGCCUUGGAUUGAAAUUCAGCCAAAGGUACAUAGAAAGAGCAGGAAAGAUAGGAUGUUGCAAUUGGAGGUACUCAGCUACAAUGAAGCAAGCUGAACUUAUGUGUGCAGAGAAAGGACCAAGGAGAAGUAGAAGAUCAUAUGGUCAAAGUGGAGUGGCAAAUUCAACAUCAAGAAGCCCUAUAACACCAAGAAGCCCUCAUGCUAUUGGUAGUAACAAUGAACACUCUUUUGUCAUGUCCAACACAUUUUCUCCUUUCUCUCCUCAUCACAAUAACCUCCCUUUUUAAACAAUAGUAGUAGUAAUUUAUUUAUAUAUCCUAUAGAGUUUCUCAUGUGACAUGAGAUAGUCUUUCAUAAUAAUAAUAAUUUGUGCUUCACUUUAUUGGAUGUUGCUUAAUUCAAUUUGUUCUUAGCUUAUUACUUGAAAGAUUAUUGAUUAAUAUG
Messenger RNA from Medicago truncatula (barrel medic), 1353 nucleotides. RefSeq lists its product as uncharacterized. NCBI's taxonomy places the organism in Eukaryota, Viridiplantae, Streptophyta, Magnoliopsida, Fabales, Fabaceae. The record is from RefSeq and is a predicted model, not a curated record. The transcript has 3 exons. Bases 252 to 1196 code for a protein of 314 amino acids.